Theobroma cacao (cacao) is the source of this 1923-nucleotide messenger RNA. RefSeq names its product pentatricopeptide repeat-containing protein At5g15010, mitochondrial-like. Gene Ontology annotation, molecular function: protein binding. Lineage: Eukaryota; Viridiplantae; Streptophyta; Magnoliopsida; Malvales; Malvaceae. The record is from RefSeq and is a predicted model, not a curated record.
CUAGGGAGUUUGAGCCGGACUCUGCAAACAGUCGAAUCUGAAUUUAAGUAAGGCUAAAUUUGAGUAGCCGGGCUCGCUUGCAUCAAAGCUCUCAACUUUCCUCUUUCCAUCCUUCUUCCAAACCCACAACCCUGUCAACUCCGCCACAAAUCUCCCUUCAAUUCCACCACUUAAACCCAAAACUAGACCAACCUAAUCCCUGAAAAUGGCCAAAACCAAGAAAAGAUCACAUUCCCAGCGCUCCCCUUCCCCGCCGUCCCGGAACCCCACACCCCCAAAACACCCGAUUUUCCCUUCCUACCAAACAACCCCAAAUAUCCAGCCCAAAGUCAAACUCCUCUGUGAAAUCAUCUCCACGACGCCUUCGUCCACAGUCGAAGCCCUGCUAGAAGGCGCGGGCCUCCGCGUAACCCAACCCGACGUCGAAAACGUUCUCAAGCUCUCCUACUCUUUCCCCUCCCAAGCCGUCAAGUUCUUCCGUUGGUCAGGCUACCAACUACAACACCAACAUUCUCCUUACUCCUGGAACCUCGUCGUCGACUUGUUGGGUAAGAACGGUCUCUUUGAUGCAAUGUGGGACGCCGUUAAGUCCAUGAAAAAAGAAGGGAUAGUUUCUUUGGCUACUUUUGCUUCUAUUUUUAGUAGUUAUGUUAGUUUUGAUAAAGUUAGGGAAGCUAUUUUGACUUUCGAAGUGAUGGAACAGUAUGGCUGUGUUAGGGAUAUUGCCGCUUUGAAUUCUUUGAUUAGUGCUAUUUGUAGGGAAGGUAAAACUAUUGAUGGCUUGGAGUUUUUGAGAGUUAUUAAGAGUAGGAUUAGGCCGGAUUCGGAUAGUUUCGCGAUUUUGCUAGAAGGGUGGGAGAAAGAAGGGAGUGUUAGUCUUGCAAAAGAGACUUUUGAAGAGAUGGUUAUGGAAAUAGGGUGGGAUCCUGGGAAUGUACCGGCUUAUGAUUCGUUUUUGAAUACUUUAAUUAAGGGGAAGGAUGGGAUUAAUGAGGUUUUGAAGUAUGUUGACGUACUGCAGGAGAGGAGGUGUUAUCCGGGGAUGAAGUUCUUUAAGGAAGUACUGGAGGGUUUUCGGAAAGUUGGUGAUGUUAGAGGAGCUGAGUUGAUUUGGGAGGCAAUGGUGGGGAAGGUUGGGUUUAGGCCAGAUACAGAGAUGUAUAAUUUGAUGAUUGCUUUGUAUUCUUCUAAGAAUUAUAUGGAUAUGGCAAAGAAGAUGUUGGAUGAGAUGGUGUAUACUGGGGCAUUUCCAGAUUUGCAAUCUUAUAAUUUGCUGUUUCAUUUCUUGAUUAAGAAUAGGAAGCUGAAGGAUGCUUCAGUGUUGUUCAAUGAAAUGGUUAAAAAUGAGUGUUUUCCAAGCAAAGCAAAUUGUAUUGCAGCAGUUAAGAUUUUUAUUGACAUUGGGGACCCUUAUAUGGCCAUAAAAGUUUGGAAAUUCAUGAUAGACAAUUAUGAUUCUGAUUUGGAGGAGACUGGAAAUUUGUUGGUUGUUGGGCUUCGUGAUGCAAAACUGCUUCCUGAGGCAGUUAAGUAUGCUGAGGGUAUGAUCGAGAAAGGAAUCAAGGUCACAUAUUCCACAUUGUCAAAAUUGAAACAGGGUCUUAGCAAAGCGAGAAAAGAAGGGGUAUAUGAAGAACUUUUAAGAAAGUGGAAAUCCUGUUAGGCGGGUUGAAAUUGCUUGAAAUCUAUCUUAGAAACAGUGCCUCAUCAUAUUGUGUAUUGUGUCCUGUUGCCUGUGUGGCCUGCACAAUUUUUUCGUCACAGAAAAAUUUCAGUAUAUAUUAUCUUUCUUUUGUAUAUGUGAUAAAUAAUAUAAAUUUGCUCUAUGGAUAACUAAUGAAUAAGUUAACUCAUUUAAUGCCAUCUGCCUAAUAUUAAACCAUUUUUAUGGGGCAGGACUCAGCUUCCUGGUAUUGUAAAGUC